AUGUCUAUUACUUUGAACUCAGGUUAUGAAAUGCCCUCGGUGGGUUUUGGCUGCUGGAAGGUCGACAAGGCCACCUGUGCUGACACCAUCUAUAAUGCUAUCAAGGUAGGAUACAGAUUAUUUGACGGAGCCGAAGAUUACGGUAACGAAAAGGAAGUCGGAGAAGGUAUUAACAGAGCACUUGACGAGGGAUUGGUUGCUAGAGAUGAGCUUUUCGUCGUUUCCAAGCUUUGGAACUCGUUCCAUGACCCCAAGAAUGUGGAAAAGGCAUUGGACAGAACAUUGAGCGACUUGAAGGUGGACUACCUUGAUUUAUUCUUGAUCCACUUUCCAAUUGCCUUCAAAUUUGUUCCUUUUGAGGAAAAGUAUCCUCCAGGAUUCUACUGUGGCGAUGGUGACAAGUUUAUCUACGAGGGUGUGCCAAUCAUUGACACUUGGAGAGCAUUGGAGAAGAUGGUCGAGAAGGGUAAAAUCAGAUCCAUCGGUAUUUCCAACUUUCCUGGUGCAUUGAUCCAAGACUUGUUGAGAGGUGCCAAGAUCAAGCCAGCAGUGUUGCAGAUCGAACACCACCCUUACUUGCAACAACCAAGAUUAAUUGAGUACGUUCAAUCUCAAGGCAUCGCCAUCACCGCAUACUCAUCUUUCGGACCUCAAUCUUUUGUUGAAUUGAACCACCCUCGUGUCAAGGAUGUCAAGCCAUUGUUCGAGCACGAUGUUAUCAAGUCUGUGGCUGAAAAAGCCAACAAGACUCCAGCACAGGUAUUGUUGAGAUGGGCCACCCAAAGAGGACUUGCCGUGAUUCCCAAGUCCAACAAUCCCGAUAGGUUGUUGAGCAACUUGAAGGUGAACGACUUUGACUUGUCGCAAGAAGAUUUCAAGGAAAUUUCCAAGUUGGACAUUGAAUUGAGAUUCAACAAUCCUUGGGACUGGGACAAGAUUCCAACUUUUGUGUAA
Meyerozyma guilliermondii ATCC 6260 is the source of this 954-nucleotide messenger RNA. RefSeq names its product trifunctional aldehyde reductase/xylose reductase/glucose 1-dehydrogenase (NADP(+)) (gene GRE3). NCBI's taxonomy places the organism in Eukaryota, Fungi, Ascomycota, Pichiomycetes, Serinales, Debaryomycetaceae. Gene Ontology annotation, molecular function: D-xylose reductase (NADPH) activity. The transcript has a single exon. Gene Ontology annotation, cellular component: cytosol. The record is from RefSeq and is a predicted model, not a curated record. Bases 1 to 954 code for a protein of 317 amino acids.